GCUCUGGCAGGGCACAACCGAGUACAGCUUCGAUACACGUCGUGCAAAAGCGUAGCAGGGCAGCGAUGAAAAAAAAAUAAAUGAGGAAAAAAUUGUGUGAAGCGAGAACAAGCCAAGCGCGAACCACGCCAUUGUAUAAGAAAAAAUCCAACAAUUGUGUGUGCAUCGUAAAAAACCGUUAAAUUCGAGUUGUCGUCGAAUCGGAACGUACCUGCAACGGAAGAUCCGGUAGCAAAUUCAAAAGCGAAUUGGGAAACGUUGUGCGAGGCCCUUGGUUACUACUAGAGCACUAUUCGGGACGUGUUGAACCGAUGCGAAUGCAUCACCAUCACCAGGAGAAGCAGCUGAACUGGCCAACGGUAUCGAAACUACUAUGGCACCAGCGCUCACUGCCGAGCAAUUAAGUACCAAGGAGAAGAUAACUAGCGUCGCAUCGCCUUCGGUGGUGGUAAAGAAACCAGCUACGCCCACGCCGGCAACGGCCACAACGCGUGUGACGCGCUCCUCCAAGGAGGCGGCCGCGACAGCAGCAGCAGCUGCCAAGGCUGCGGCUGUAGUCCUUCCGCAACGCAAUCCAUCGAGCAGAAUCAGCAACAAGCGUAAAUUAAGCGGCGGUAACAACAGCAGCAGCAGCAACAAGCAACAAAAUAAUGAUCCAAUGGGCCUAAGCACAGCUCCCACCCCACACACAACAACAACAACGAGCACAGGAUCAGUGGUCGCAGAGGCAGAAGCAGCAACAGGAGCAGGCGUACCACCCAUCAUUGACGCCGCUGUGGCAUCAACCAGUGCUACGGGGCUCCUUGAAAGCCAAUCGGCUGUUCUCCAACAAAGCGAAUCCACCCCAAGCACCGAUGUGUCGCCUGCAGCGGAUACCAUCGAGCACAACAACAACAAUAGUAGCAGUAGCAGUCCCAGCAAAGACGACAACUCUACGGCCCAGCUGCUGGCAGAUCUGAACAGCGACUUUGUAGAGACCAUCUCGGCGGAGAUCUGUCUGCGCAAGACCCUACCCGAAGUGGGUCUCAGCAAGGAGCCGACACCAUCCGCAGUGGCCCCAACAGAAGCAGAGGCAGCCGAAGCAGUAGCAGAAACUAUAGCUGAAGUUGAAGUUGAAGCAGGAGCAGAAGCAGAAGUAUCUGAAGGGAAAUUCACAACGGGUGUGUCAGUGCCACCACAAAUCGAUCUGCUUCAGUCGAUGGAAUUGGAGCAACCAGCGACGACGAAUUCGCCCUCAGAGGAGCUGCCAAAGAUCGAUACGGAUAAUAUAGAGGAGCGUCUCAGUCAGCUGGAUGGCAAUGCCAGUGCCAUUUUGGUGGAUCUGCCUCCGGUGCAGCUGGAGCACGAUCAGGUGCAGGUGGAGGUUGUGAUUUCAACCACACCCACAACGCCCAGCCGGCAACAGGUGCAACAGGAUCCAAGAUCCGAGCCAUUGCCCGCUAUCUUGGCCUCGCCGCUGCCGGGCCAGAGGCAAUCCACAGCUACGUCAGCAUUGAACGCGUCACAGUUGACGCCUCAGAGUACUUCCAGUUCUACAAAUUUCCUCAAAGAUGCAACAGCCGGCGUUGUGCUGGAGGACCCCGACAUCGAAGAGGUCCUCAAGGCCCUGAAAACGUUUGAGGGAAAUCACGUCAUCAAUCCGGACAUCAAUACGGACAUGUGUGAUUUCAAUUUCUUCAACGAGGUGUGGGAGGAGCCGCAGUCAGCGACAGCGAUCCAGCAACGAUCCGUCACUCCACAGUAUCCGCCGAAUUCCAUUGGCGGCACCAUCGGCAGUAGCAGCGUCAUCAGCCCCCAUGUCCCACCGGCAGAAACGAUGGCCGAGUGUCAGAGGUCAAUGGAGCAGCAGCAUCAAAUUGUCACACGAAAGAUAGACCAUCUGAUCCGGCGCAUGAGGAAGUUCCAGGCGCGCUAUAUGUGCAGCCACACCAGCGAGGAGGUGGCCGGCAUUAUGGAAUGGUCCGCUCGCACCUCGCACAAGACGCCGAAUCCCGUGAGAAGUGAUAUGCUCAGCGAGCAGGAGGCCACCGUGCAGUCGAUCGUCUCCGGGCGACCGAGGCCGGACUUUUGGGAAGAGAAAAAGAAGCAUCCCGUGCCAGCCACCCAAAUGGUCAGCAUCCUUCGUAGCAUUGCAACGGCUGCACGGCACCAGCAGAUCUGUCAUACGCCCAGCGGCAGUUCCGCCACCUUGGCCCCAUCUUCCACAUGGUACAGCAGUGCCAGCAGUGCGGCGGCAGUGCCUGCCAAGGCACGUCGUGGCAAGAAUCAGCUGGACACAUCAGCAACAGCGGCCUCCACAUCAACAGCAGCAACAGCCAUGGAGCAGAAAACGCCUGGUUUGCAUGAGAUUAUACCCUGCUUUGACACACAUAUAACCAACGAGCUGACCCACGUCUCCGGGCUGCUGCACAAUGAGAUGCGGGAGAUACAGAAUGCCAUCGAUUCGGAUGCGACAGAGUCGAGCUCUGGCGGCGAGUCUGCCGACGAGAUGGUCAUCUACAAUAAUACCCAACAGAAGUCGCUGACGAUCGCCCGUCGAGCCGUGUGGACGUACUCCAAAGAUCGAGCAAGUAUUGCACUGCGCUGGUCCUGGCUCUGCUCACAAAUGGCCGAUCUGGAGGGCAGGAAACGCCAGUAUCGUGAUCUUUAUAUGGAUUUGAAUCAAGCAAAGGGCGCCGUGGAGCUGGAACCGAUGCAGGUACAGCAGCCGGCGAAUGGCUACAAGGAGGAGCCAUCCAGCGAAUUGCAAUGCUGCCGCGCCCGGCCCCUGAUGCUGUCCAAGUUUCGGAAACGCAGCCUAUUCCAGACCACGGGCAUUCACACGAUUUCCAAGAAGGCCGCACGCCCCAGCAACAUCAAAUGCGGCUGCCAGUGGCCACAGAUACCGUGUGCCCUGUGCACGGGCCGACCAGAUCCGACAGCACCACGGGAAUUGGCCGAAAUGAUGAUGCCGGCAAAUCGAGUGGCGCUCCUCGAUCCGGGCUACCAUCCAGUGCUCAGUUUUGACACGGAUGUCACACAAUCUGUGCAUUUUGAGUCCAUUAGCCGGCAAGCGGACUGGCAGCAUCGCGUGUCUCGCUUGCAGGCCAAGACCGUUGUCAAGGGUGUUUAUAAGUCGGAACGCGAGGCCAUUGCUGCUAGCAACAGUGCUGCUCGUCGUCCCGGCGAUCUGAUCAAGCGUCGCUAUAUACGACGCAAAGAGCGCAACAACAAUAAUAAUAAUAAUAAUUCAAACUCAAAUAAAGAUGCCGCCACAACAACGGCAGCGAUGGCGACGGGUCUAGGCGAUAGCGGAAAUGGUACAGCAACUUCUACUUCUUCUACGCCUUCUACAACGCCACUUGUGGCCAACACAGCUGCGAGCAGGAAACAGCAGCAGACACAGCCACCAACUGGAAUGAACCGUUCGAGCACAUCGUGGCCCGACUCUCGCCAACGCCAACGACAGCGCCACCACAGUCCCUCCUCAGCAGCAACAGCAUCUCAGAUCUCGAACAGCGACACUAAGCGGCGUCGCAUAUCCAAAAACAGCAGCAACAGCAAUUCCAACACAUUAAACAACAGCCAUCUAAAUGGAUAUAGCGAUCAAAGCGGAGUAGGAGGAGGAGUAGGAGGAGAUCUGAGAAGUCGUAGCCGUAGCCGUCAUGCCUCGCCCACGCACAAUCAACGAACAGAGAGAGCGUCGUCAUCGUCCCGUUUAUGAUAUUGAUAACAUUGUUAUACCCUAUAGUAUUGCGGCCCAAACGAAGGUGGAGAUACUGCCCUACAAAGAGAUACCCAC
Molecule: messenger RNA, 3781 nt
Organism: Drosophila obscura
Lineage: Eukaryota; Metazoa; Arthropoda; Insecta; Diptera; Drosophilidae
Product: mucin-5AC
Exons: 7
Coding region: 374-3703 (1109 amino acids)
Cellular component (GO): NSL complex
Molecular function (GO): histone acetyltransferase binding
Source: RefSeq, a predicted model, not a curated record